This is a messenger RNA of Glycine soja, 705 nucleotides long. RefSeq lists its product as uncharacterized. Lineage: Eukaryota; Viridiplantae; Streptophyta; Magnoliopsida; Fabales; Fabaceae. The transcript has a single exon. Bases 1 to 705 code for a protein of 234 amino acids. The record is from RefSeq and is a predicted model, not a curated record.
AUGGCUUUCUGGCAACUUGAAAACGACAAAGCCAAUGCCAUGAGAAGGUUCCAAAGAAAACGAACUCUGGAAACCAUCUUCCACUUGUUCAAACUCUGUGCCGCAAUCUUGCUCUUCUCCCACUGCUCCUCUUUCUUCCCCAAUAUCACCCUCCAAACAUUCCCUUAUCUCUACCAUUUUUUACUACCACUUUUCCGCAACUCUUUUUACGCAUUUCUUCUCCUAAACGCCAUCAUCCUCUUACUAUUCACACUCUCCAACAACGUUGGUGCCUCCAAAGACGCCCUCAACCAGUCUCGCCUCAUCGUAACCGCACCGCAGGAACAACCUCGGACCGUUGAUUCUUCCCACAAAAAAAUCACCACCACUAUUUGUGGUUCAUCGUCUCCGGUUUUCGAGGAAACUGUCAGGGCGGUUACUGAGACCACCACUACCACGACGUGUUGUUGCACGACUGUGACGACGACGGAGGGAGAGACGGUUUCGGUGUCGGAGAAGAAGUGUUACCGGAGAGUUCAGUCGGAGAGUUAUGAGCGGCGGAUGGCGGUGGCUCCGCCAUCGUUGCAGAGGCAAUUGCGGCGCGUGGAACAGUUGAGUGAAGACGAGUUCAACCGCGCGGUUGAGGAAUUCAUCGCUAUGAAUAAGAGAAUGCAGAAAGAAGAGCACAUAAGAUCACAGAAAACAGGGUAUUGGGCGUCAAAUUAA